Messenger RNA from Suillus bovinus, 747 nucleotides. Its product is annotated as kinase-like protein. Gene Ontology annotation, molecular function: ATP binding; protein kinase activity. NCBI's taxonomy places the organism in Eukaryota, Fungi, Basidiomycota, Agaricomycetes, Boletales, Suillaceae. The annotation marks the transcript as partial. The record is from RefSeq and is a predicted model, not a curated record. Gene Ontology annotation, biological process: signal transduction; protein phosphorylation. Gene Ontology annotation, cellular component: cytoplasm. The transcript is spliced from 5 exons.
AGGAUAAAGCGUGAACUCAGAAUAUGCGCCAACCUCAAGCACGCGAAUAUCCUACCAAUUUAUGGUUACACGCAUGGCUUUGGUCCAUUUAUAGCGUUAGUCAGUCCUUGGGCAGAAAAUGGUAACUUGUCGGACUAUUUGAAGCGCGAGGGUGCGGUUCUGACUCUCGUUCGACGAUUCCAGCUAGCAAAUAUCAUAGCUGGUCUGCAAUAUCUUCACGCCAACAGUGUCAUCCAUGGAGACUUCAAUGGGCCUAAUGUGCUCAUCCAUGGUGAUGGCACUGCAUGUUUAGCUGACUUCGGUCUUUCCUUGAUGUAUUCCGAGGUCAUAAGCGCUUCUCAGGCAUCCUGGACGUCCACGCCCAAAGGAAACAUGCGAUGGAUGGCUCCUGAGCUACUUGUACAAGAAAAGGAGGAUGGACCUCCAAUUCGUCCGAGCGAGCAGAGCGACAUUUUUUCGUUUGGUGGUAUCAUGUUGCAGGUCCUUACCAACAAAAUUCCUUAUUAUUACCUCCCAAAUGUCGGUGCAGUCGUCCUAUGCAUAGCUAAGUCAGAAACGCCCUCCCGAUCUCGUUAUCCUGAACUUCCUGAACAAUACUGGACAUUUAUCGAGCAAUGUUGGUCUACUGAUCCUCAGGCCCGCCCAUCGACGGAGGGAGUUGAUGUUACGAUCAGGAAUGAAUUUUACUCGCUGUCCAGAGCCACACCAGCAAGCGUGUCGAAAGGUGAAAAUCUGUCGCAAUCAUGA